Molecule: messenger RNA, 994 nt
Organism: Micropterus salmoides (largemouth bass)
Lineage: Eukaryota; Metazoa; Chordata; Actinopteri; Centrarchiformes; Centrarchidae
Product: solute carrier family 22 member 1-like
Exons: 4
Coding region: 29-877 (282 amino acids)
Source: RefSeq, a predicted model, not a curated record
AACACCAAGCACUUGGAUCGCCGUAGUGAUGACGACCUUUGAUGACCUCCUGGAGGAGGCUGGCACUUUCGGACGCUGUCAGAGGCGUGUCUUUGCCCUGCUCUGUCUGUUGUCAUUGCCUUUUGCAGGUGUGUACGUUGGUAUCGUCUUCCAGGGUUUCACCCCAGAUCACUGGUGUUGGGACUCUGCAGUAGUGGAGAGGAGGCAGGCGUGCGGCUGGAGCCUGGCAGACGGUCGCAGGCUGACGGUGCCGCUGGUCAACAACUCUGGAGUGCUGCAGCAGAGCAGCUGUGAGCAGUACGAGGUGGACUGGAACACCACAACGCUCACCUGUGACACACAAGAACUAAAUCUGACUGAGGCUCCAGUUACCACAUGCAAGAAUGGCUGGGAGUAUCAGUAUGAAGGCAGGAAGUCCUUUGUCACAGAGUUUAACCUGGUGUGUUCAGAUGGAUGGCUGGUGGACAUGUACCAGUCCACGCUCAAUGUGGGCUUCCUCAUUGGCAGCUUUGCUUUUGGUUACUUUGCUGACAGGCGAGUCAUUUCUUCUGACCACCUAGGUUUCCAUUUUGGCCACAAUUAUACCUUCAUCAGUAGUAGCUUCACCUGCAGUUUGCAGAAUGCUAUACCCACUGUAAGAAAAUGGGUCAGGUUGGUGGACAAGUCUAGAUUUAAACAAACAUGCCUCAUUAGAGUUGCUGGAUUAGUAUUUAUUCAAGUAUUGCUAGUUUACUGUAAACAAAUGAGUUGCCUUUAUCACAUGCUACUGGUUCUGCUGACCAUAUUUCCCAUGAACCACAUUGCUUCCCGUCACCCUGUCCCUUCUUCAGCAUCAGUACUGACUUCACUGACGUGCUCUCUCUGUUCUGUAUGUUAAAGCUUUCCAUCAUCUUUUCGAUGAAUCUAACACAAAAGGAAGAGUUACCAAAUUAUUAGAACGUGGCAGUGUGAUUUGUGAGCUGUAAUGUAAAAGCUUUUCUUAUUUUGAAAGGAA